This is a messenger RNA of Symbiodinium natans, 987 nucleotides long. The record is from the annotation of a GenBank genome assembly. Lineage: Eukaryota; Dinophyceae; Suessiales; Symbiodiniaceae.
AUGGGGCUGUUGCGCAACGUGUCGCGCCAGAAGAUGCUGCGGGCAGGUCGACGCCUGUUUGCCGCAGAGGUGCCGAAGACCUUGGAUCCCCCCACUCAGACGUAUCCCUUGGUCUACGGCCGCGUGGAGGAAACGGUGAUGUCCCCGUACAAGGGUGGUCCGGUCUACCUUUGGCUGCGUUCCACCAUCGUGUGGCUGCGCAGGGUUCCGGGCCGCCACUGGAUUCGAUGGCUGGAGCGCAAUUGGGACUACCAGAAGAUGUGCAUGAUGGGCAUGCCAGAGAUUCACAUCGAUCCGACCAAGAACCGCUGGCGCUACUACAUCGACACCAGCUACUACGGCGGAAUGUUGGACAAGUCCCACGAAGAUUUCUACCGCUACAUCAUGAUGUACCCGGCCAUGGCCUUCUUCUUCCAUUGCGUCUGGUGCCGCAUCAAGGACAACGACAAAGACAACUUUCUCGCCAAGUGGCGUCGCACGCGACGCCCGACCAUGGGGCUGUUGCGCAACGUGUCGCGCCAGAAGAUGCUGCGGGCAGGUCGACGCCUGUUUGCUGCAGAGGUGCCGAAGACCUUGGAUCCCCCCACUCAGACGUAUCCCUUGGUCUACGGCCGCGUGGAGGAAACGGUGAUGUCCCCGUACAAGGGUGGUCCGGUCUACCUUUGGCUGCGUUCCACCAUCGUGUGGCUGCGCAGGGUUCCGGGCCGCCACUGGAUUCGAUGGCUGGAGCGCAAUUGGGACUACCAGAAGAUGUGCAUGAUGGGCAUGCCAGAGAUUCACAUCGAUCCGACCAAGAACCGCUGGCGCUACUACAUCGACACCAGCUACUACGGCGGAAUGUUGGACAAGUCCCACGAAGAUUUCUACCGCUACAUCAUGAUGUACCCGGCCAUGGCCUUCUUCUUCCAUUGCGUCUGGUGCCGCAUCAAGGACAACGACAAGGAUAACUUCCUUGCGAAGUGGCGCGUGCCUGCCGAUGAAGCCUGA